AUGUCCGCCCACCGCGACGACCACGAAUCUGACCCCGAGAUGCUCGGCGCCGACGAGGUCGGCGAGGAGGUCAACGUCGACGCCGAGGAUGUCGCCAUGGAUUCGGACGAUGACAACGAGGAGAUCACCCUCCAGAACGACUCUGUCGCCUACUUCGACCUCCACCAGGACUCCGUCUUCGCCAUCACCCAACACCCCGUCCACCCGACCAUCAUUGCCACCGGCGGUUCAGAGGGCGACUCCGACGACGCCCCCGGCAAGGGCUACCUCAUCUCUACGGCCGCCGCCGCGUCCCGACCCGUGCUGCCUGCGUCCUUCUCCGGCGACGCUCCCCAGCAGAGCACGCAGCUCGAGGCCAUCUACGCGAUCGACGGCCACACCGACAGCAUCAACGCCCUCUCCUUCACCCUUCCCAAGGGCGACUUCCUCGUCACCGGCGGUAUGGAUGGCAAGCUCCGCGUGCACGCCGUGCGCGUGAACUCGCCGACCGCCGAGGCCGCGAGCGUGCAGAUCAAGUUCAUCGCCGAGGCGCAGGAGGUCCCCGAGAUCAACUGGAUCGCGCCGUGCCCGAACCCGCAGUACCCCAACACCAUCGCGCUCGGGGCCAGCGACAACUCCGUAUGGGUCUACACCAUCGACAUCGCCGCCGGCGGCGGCAACCCCGCCAACUGCCUGCAGCUCGUGCAGACGUACUGGCUCCACCAGGCGCCGUGCACCGCCGGCGCGUGGACCCCCGACGGGAACCUGCUCUGCACCGUCGCCGAGGACUCGAGCCUGUACGUGUGGGACGUGUGGGGGGAGGCCGCGGCCGCGGGGCUGGUCGAGAGCAACGGGCAGACGGCCGUCACCAUGACCGCCGAGGACCAGCGCUUCGAGGUCGAGGGCGGGCUGUACAGCGUGGCCGUCGAGCCCAAGGGCGCCUUCGUCGCCGUCGGCGGUGCCGGCGGCGCCAUCCGCAUCGUCAGCUUGCCGAGGCUGGCGAGCAGCGCGCAGCCCGGCAAGGGCGGCAAGAGUAAGACCUCCGCGGACGUGGCGGCGGGAGGUCAGAUCCUCGCGAGCUUGCAGACCGCUUCGGACGGAAUCGAGACGUUGAGCUUCACCACGGCCGCCGGCGCGCCGGGCGGCCAGACCUCGACGCUGCUUGCCGCGGGAUCCGUCGACGGCAGCAUCACCGUCUUUGACACCGGCAGGAGGUUCGCCGUCAGGAGAAGCUUGCCCGGCGCGCACGAGGAGUUUAGUGUCGUCAAGGUCGAGUUCGUGAAGAACUCGUGGCUUCUGACGAGCUGUGGCAUGGACGGCGUCGUGAGGAGAUGGGAUCUGCGGGCCCAGGAUGCGGGUCUGGUCAAGGAGUGGAGGGGCCACCGCGGUGAUGGCGAGGGUGGCGGUGUGCUUGGUUUCGUGCAGGGCGAGACGGGCGAGAGGGUGGUUACCGCGGGUGACGACGGUGUUGUUCUUGUUUUCGAGGCUUGA
Messenger RNA from Colletotrichum truncatum, 1470 nucleotides. Its product is annotated as WD domain-containing protein. Gene Ontology annotation, molecular function: protein binding. The record is from RefSeq and is a predicted model, not a curated record. Lineage: Eukaryota; Fungi; Ascomycota; Sordariomycetes; Glomerellales; Glomerellaceae.